AUGUUCCGCGCAGUGCGUCUUCUCCGCGGCGUUAGCCCCUUUUCCGUCUUCCUGAUGGACCAGAAGAACAACCCGUCACUGCAAGGCGUGUCGAUUGCAAAGCGCGGCAAGAUACUGUCCAAGAUGUACAAGGAGCUUUCGCUACGGCAGCGCCGUGAUUUGCAGAAGAGGGCGCAGGUGCACCCAAACCUGCGCAAGGCGAAGCACCAUAGGCCGCCGCGCAAGACGGAAUUUGCGGAGUUUGUGCGGAAGAACUACAACGUGGUGAAGGGCCUCAACUACCGCAAGCGGUUCUCUGCCUUGUCUCAGUUGUACGAGCUCCACAAGCCGAUCGAAGUGCAGGUGGCGAAGGCGCUUAAGGACAGGAAUGCCAAGAAGGUGACCUCGGCCAAGGCGGCAGUGAAAAAGGCCGCCGCCAAGUCAAAGGCGGCCAAGGUACCCAGGGCCAAGAAGGCCGCCCCCAAGAAGGCCGCCACCAAGAAGGCUUCCAGAAAGAAGUAG
Leishmania braziliensis MHOM/BR/75/M2904 is the source of this 501-nucleotide messenger RNA. RefSeq names its product putative kinetoplast DNA-associated protein. NCBI's taxonomy places the organism in Eukaryota, Euglenozoa, Kinetoplastea, Trypanosomatida, Trypanosomatidae. Bases 1 to 501 code for a protein of 166 amino acids. The transcript has a single exon. The record is from RefSeq and is a predicted model, not a curated record.